AUGAUGGAUAGUGACAAAGGUGUUACUACGAAUGCUGGUAUUGAAGACCUUGUUCAUAGUGUGAAUAAUCGUCUUAAUCCAAUGAAAACAUCUCCAAAUUUAAGUUCAACACGUAUUUAUACUUCACCAUUAAUGGGUACAUCUGCUCGUACAGAUAAACGUCGAGUAGAUGGUGAUACAGGACCAAUACGUAUAGAAGGAACAGAUACAUAUAAUCAACAAUUACAACAUCAUUAUCAAAAUGUUCGACACAUAGUGGAAGAACAACAAUCGGGUCAAAUAUCAAAUGUUGACCAAUCAAAUUAUUCAAGGCCAUUACCAAGUACAAACCGAGAUUCCUUUGACAAACGAUAUCAAUCACCAUUAUCCACAUAUGAUUCUCCACCACAUGAAAAACAGCAACAACAACAACAACAACAACAACAACAACAACAACCAAAACAAAAAAUAGUUACAACAAUAACGACAACUACAGAAGCAAGGCCAACAUUAGCUAAUGAAACAUCAUCAUCAAUUGAUCGUUUAAUUGAACAAUCGACUGAAACAACGAAUAUUGAAACAAUUGAAAAUGAUUCUCAACAACCACAUAUUAUUGAACGUAGAGAAAAAUAUCAAGAUUUAUCUGAUUCAAUUAAUAAUGAAAUUCGUCGUUUGCCAACAUUUCCAAUACCAAAAACAAGUGGUGGUGCUACUGACUUGGAUCAAGUUCAAGCACAAAUUGAUCGUUUCACUGAUGAUCAUCAAGCUAUUCAACAAUUAACACAUGUACUUAAAGAACAUAAUACGUCAAUAACAAAUGAAUAUAAACGUUUACCAUCACAAUCGAAUACAACAAUAAGUCCAUCGAAUACGAUUCUUAUUGAUCAAACUAAUAAAACAAUAACAAGUGAAUUUACUGUUAUUGAUGCUUUACUUGAUAAUCCAUUAGGAUCAAGUGAUGAUAAACAAAAUAAUAUAUUACAUAAACGUUUUAAUGAUAUUCUAUCAAAUAUACGAAAUUCUGAAUAUGUUAAUUUAUUUAAAAAUUCAACAACAAAAAAAAUUUUAAAACAACCUACUAAUGAAAUUGUUAAUACUCCAGUAAUUCGUAAACAAACACACUUCAAAGAAUCAAAUAUUGAACAUAUUUCAAUUUCUACAGAACAAACUCCAUUACUUAAUACAAAAGAAAAGAAAAAACAAGACAAAAUAAAUAAGAAAAAAGCUAAAUCAAAAAAUAUUGAUUAUCAAGUUAUUGAUGCUAUUAUUAGUAGUCCUAUUUCAUUUUAUCUACCAGACUCUUAUUUAGUAAAAUACAAAGUUACUCCUCCAUUAUCUCAAUUAUCUUCUAUUCCGUCAAUAACAUCAACAGUUAAUGGUAUUUCAAUGUCUCAACAAUUGGACACCAAGGCUAAAAACGAGACAGUCUAUAACCUUGUCAAAAUUAUUAAUGACCUUUUUUUACAUCAUGCUACUGCUUUAACUUUAGCAGGUACUUCACCAAAAAAAGAAUUACAAAAACCAGUUAAACCUAGUGUUCUAAAUGAACUUGUUUAUCAACAACAACCAAAAAAACAACCAAUGAUGCAUUCUAAUCAAUCCGAAACACAAUUACAAUCAGAAUCAAUCGAACCUCGUAUUCUUUAUCGAUAUAUAGAUGAACAAGGAAAUGUACUUAAACUAUCAUCAACACCACCAUCACAAUUACGUGAAUUUCAACCAGAACGAUCACAACAAUAUUCAUAUCAAAAUACUGAACCAACAUAUAUUUCUAAUCAACAAAUAACUACAGAUAAUGAACAACAGUUUCGUCGAAUACCUGAAUAUGAGCAACGUAUAACAAGACAAGAUGAAUCAAGAUUACCAACAACAAUAACAAAAGAAGAUUCAGAAUUAAGAAAUAGACAUAUAUCACAAUUAAGUAAUCAAUCAUCAGAAUUCCGUCAAAUUAUACCAGAACAAUCACAACAAUAUUCAUAUCGAAAUAUUGAACCAACAUAUAUUUAUAAUCGACAAAUAACUAGAGAUGAUGAACAACAGUUUCGUCGAAUACCUGAAUAUGAACAACGUAUAACAAGACAAGAUGAAUUAAGAUUACCAAUAACAAUAGCAAAAGACGAUUUAGAAUUAAAAAAUAAAUAUAUAGUACAAAUAAAUGAAAAACCAUUACCAACAGUAUAUAAUAUACCAAUAUCAAUUGAACAUCAACAUACAAUAAAAACUCCUACUCAACAACAACGUAUACAUAAUCAUCCAAAUCAACAAAAUAUUUCAUUAACUCGACUACCACUUUCUUAUCAAUUAGAACAACAACAUAUACCAACUGGUUCAAUUAGUUAUGAUACAGAUUCAUCAAUUAGUGAACAAUCACCAAUGUAUCGUACAUAUGACUAUGUACCUAUACAUACUCAUCAUCAUCAUAACCGACCAACAUUACCUCCAAACACUUGUUAUUAUAAUCAUUUACCGUGUCAUACUCAUCAUCCUUGUCCUCCAUCCGUAUCUUAUGUUGAUUCAAAUAUAAUACCUGAAUAUAGUAGUACUAGUUGUUCUCGAAAUUAUAUUGAAAUAUUUCGUGAUGGUGAAACAGUCCCAAGUGAAGUUUAUUCAUUACCAAUAAAUGAACUUAUACGAACAAAUUAUCCUCAUAUAUGUUAUGAUCAAUAUGAAAAAAACAUUCCAUCAACAUCAAAUCGUGAUCUAUAUAAUACUCGUACAAUAGAAACUAGUCCCAAUCGUGAUAAUAUUUAUUUUGAUAAUUAUUUACCUCAAUCAAAAUCAUUUGAUUAUCGUCCUUUACGUACAAAACUUCAACGUGAACAUAAAAUAACACCACGUUUACUUGUUGAGGAAUGGGAUAGUCCUCAAGCAUCUUUAUCUACUAAUUAUAAUAAACAAAUCAGUACUUCAUCAACCGAUGAAGUUUUUAUUAAUAAUAAUAAUCAAAUAAACAAGGCUUAA
This is a messenger RNA of Rotaria sordida, 2940 nucleotides long. The record is from the annotation of a GenBank genome assembly. Lineage: Eukaryota; Metazoa; Rotifera; Eurotatoria; Philodinida; Philodinidae.